Molecule: messenger RNA, 399 nt
Organism: Dovyalis caffra
Lineage: Eukaryota; Viridiplantae; Streptophyta; Magnoliopsida; Malpighiales; Salicaceae
Source: the annotation of a GenBank genome assembly
AUGGCAAUAGUUUUGAAAGAGAAAGGGACAUUACUGGAGCUUGUUGAUCCAAGGCUAGGAAAAGACUACAACAAAGAAGAGGUGUUAACAAUGAUUAAUGUGGCUCUCCUUUGUAGUAAUGUCGCCCCAAUAGUUAGGCCUACAAUGUCUUCAGUAGUAAGCAUGCUCGAAGGCAAUGCUGUUGUUCAAGAUUUUGGCAUUCCAGAUAAAAGUAUCUCAUUUGAUGAGAAAAAGAAUGAAGAAAUGAGAAAGCAUUUUCAGUUCAGCACAAAACAGGACAUACGUGAGACUCAUACUCAAAGUAGUUCAAUGGUUGGACCAAGGACUCUUUCGUCUACAUCUGCUGGUGAUCUUUAUCCAGACGCUUUGGAUUCUGGCUACUGGAAGGGUAGAGAUUAG